UCUCUCUCUCCAUCUAUAAUCUUUUUUUUUCUUCUCUCUCGCCGGAAAAUAAAUCAAGAUGAUCACCGGCAAAGAUAUGUACGACGUACUAGCGGCCAUGGUGCCGCUGUACGUAGCUAUGAUGCUAGCUUAUGGUUCGGUACGGUGGUGGGGCAUAUUCACUCCGGACCAAUGUUCCGGUAUAAACCGGUUCGUUGCGGUUUUCGCGGUUCCUCUUCUCUCUUUCCAUUUCAUCUCCUCCAAUGAUCCUUAUGCCAUGAACUACCACUUCCUCGCCGCUGAUUCUCUUCAGAAAGUCGUUAUACUCGCCGCACUCUUUCUUUGGCAGGCUUUUAGCCGCAGAGGAAGCCUAGAAUGGAUGAUAACGCUCUUCUCACUAUCAACACUACCGAACACGUUGGUUAUGGGAAUCCCAUUGCUUCGGGCGAUGUACGGUGACUUCUCCGGUAACCUAAUGGUGCAGAUCGUGGUGCUUCAGAGCAUCAUAUGGUAUACUUUAAUGCUCUUCUUGUUUGAGUUCCGUGGCGCUAAGCUUCUCAUCUCCGAGCAGUUCCCGGAGACGGCUGGUUCAAUUACUUCCUUCCGAGUUGAUUCUGAUGUUAUCUCUCUCAAUGGCCGUGAACCCCUCCAGACCGAUGCGGAGAUAGGUGACGACGGAAAGCUCCACGUGGUGGUCCGAAGAUCGAGCGCCGCCUCAUCAAUGAUCUCAUCGUUCAACAAAUCUCACGGUGGAGGCCUUAACUCCUCCAUGAUAACUCCCCGAGCUUCGAAUCUCACAGGCGUGGAGAUUUACUCUGUCCAGUCGUCACGAGAGCCGACGCCGAGAGCUUCGAGCUUUAAUCAGACAGAUUUCUACGCAAUGUUUAACGCAAGCAAAGCUCCGAGCCCUCGUCACGGUUACACCAAUAGCUACGGCGGUGCUGGAGCUGGUCCUGGUGGAGAUGUUUACUCUCUCCAGUCUUCUAAAGGAGUGACGCCAAGAACGUCAAAUUUCGAUGAGGAAGUUAUGAAGACGGCAAAGAAAGGAGGAAGAGGAGGGAGAAGUAUGAGUGGCGAAUUAUACAACAAUAAUAGUGUUCCGUCGUACCCUCCACCGAACCCGAUGUUCACGGGGUCAACGAGCGGAGCAAGUGGAGUGAAGAAAAAGGAAAGUGGUGGAGGAGGAAGCGGUGGAGGCGGAGCUGGUACUGGAGGAGGACAAAACAAGGAGAUGAACAUGUUUGUGUGGAGUUCGAGUGCUUCUCCAGUGUCAGAAGCCAACGCCAGGAACGCUAUGACCAGAGGUGCCUCCACCGAUUUAUCUACCGAUCCUAAAGCUUCUCUUCCUCCUCCUCACGACAACCUUGCUUCCAAAGCGAUGCAGAAUCUGAUAGAGAACAUGACACCGGGAAGAAAAGGGCAUGCGGAGAUGGACCAAGACGGUAACAACGAAGGGAAGUCAGGGGUAACCUCGUCACCUUACAUGGGCAAAAAAGGCAGUGAUGUUGAAGACGGUGGUCCUGGUCCGAGGAAACAGCAGAUGCCGCCUGCGAGCGUGAUGACCAGACUAAUACUGAUUAUGGUCUGGAGGAAACUUAUCCGAAACCCUAACACUUACUCUAGUCUCUUUGGCCUUGCUUGGUCCCUUGUCUCCUACAAGUGGAAUAUAAAGAUGCCAACGAUAAUGAGUGGAUCGAUUUCAAUAUUAUCUGAUGCAGGUCUUGGAAUGGCUAUGUUUAGUCUUGGUCUAUUUAUGGCGUUGCAACCAAAGAUUAUUGCAUGCGGGAAAUCAGUAGCAGUGUUUGCGAUGGCAGUAAGGUUCUUGACGGGACCGGCCGUGAUCGCAGCCACCUCAAUCGCAAUUGGUAUUCGAGGCGAUCUUCUCCAUAUCGCCAUCGUUCAGGCUGCUCUUCCUCAAGGAAUCGUUCCUUUUGUUUUCGCCAAGGAAUAUAACGUCCAUCCUGAUAUUCUCAGUACUGCGGUUAUAUUCGGGAUGCUGGUUGCCUUGCCUGUGACAGUACUCUACUACGUUCUUUUGGGGCUUUAAGUUAUAAUCAAAGCGUAUUACCAAAUCAAAGGGCGAUACGACCAAAGGUGAAUCUUUCAUUUUUUUUCAAAAAAAAGAGAAAGAAAGAAGAAUUACAAAGAACGAAGAAAAAAAAGACUAAUUUCCAGGUAAGGCUUAGGUGGAUGGACCAGCAAUGUUGCAUUAAUUAAAAUUAUAGCAUAUGAUAUGAUAGUCGGAAAUUUUUAGAUAACUUUGUAUAAUUUAUAUGCACAUGCAUGUACGUGUUACUCUUUGUAAUUUUCGUUAACAUUUAUUAAAUUUUUGGGAUAGGCGCGUACAAUUA
Capsella rubella is the source of this 2330-nucleotide messenger RNA. RefSeq names its product auxin efflux carrier component 2. Gene Ontology annotation, biological process: auxin polar transport; auxin export across the plasma membrane. Gene Ontology annotation, molecular function: auxin efflux transmembrane transporter activity. The record is from RefSeq and is a predicted model, not a curated record. NCBI's taxonomy places the organism in Eukaryota, Viridiplantae, Streptophyta, Magnoliopsida, Brassicales, Brassicaceae. The transcript is spliced from 9 exons. The coding region runs from base 59 to 2026 and encodes 655 amino acids. Gene Ontology annotation, cellular component: plasma membrane; endoplasmic reticulum.